Prorocentrum cordatum is the source of this 432-nucleotide messenger RNA. The record is from the annotation of a GenBank genome assembly. Lineage: Eukaryota; Dinophyceae; Prorocentrales; Prorocentraceae.
CUGGAGCCCGACGCUCUCAGCUACAACGCUGGGAUCAGCCGCAUGCGAGAAAGGCGAGCAAUGGCAGCCGGCGCUGCUGCUGCUAAGCGAGAUGCGGGAGGCGAAGCUGGAGCCCGACGUCAUCACUACAGCGCAGGGAUCAGCGCGUGCGAGAAAGGCGAGCAGUGGCAGCGGGCGCUGGCGCUGUUGAGCGAGAUGCGGGAGGUGAAGCUGGAUCCCAAUGUCAUCAGCUACAGUGCUGGAAUCAACGCGUGCGAGAAGGGUGGGCAGUGGCAACAGGCGCUGAGCAUGCUCAGAACCAUGCGUUUGAGAAAGUUGGACGUUGGCUUCACGAUCUACGGAAUUACAGCCAGCAUGUGCGAGCAAGGCGGGCAAUGGAGCCAAGUGCUGUUUUUAUUCAGGGAGGUGCGUGACCUGGUUACAGGGAAAUGA